AUGCAAUUCAACAUUUUUAAACACCUCCUUGACCUCCCAGGUGCUCGGGGACUGUCCAGUUUAUCUAACUCUGGCCAAGGGUACCGCGUCACAGAUACAUUCGUCGUGGACAACAGACUGCCACUAGCCAAGGUUCUGGAAAUCCUGGAGGGAAUUAAGAGGGGGAACCCAGCAGUGGAGCCAAUAGCGGGGGACAUACUCAAAAUAGCCGAGGCUCUGCGAAAAAUGCAGGGAGGCAGGGAGAAAACCCCAGUAGUGGAACCAAUAGCGGGGGACAAACUCAAACUAGCCAAGGCUCUAAGACCAAUAGCGGGUAAUGGUCGACUAUGGGAAACCCCGAUCCCUUUACGCAUUUGA
Messenger RNA from Desarmillaria tabescens, 357 nucleotides. RefSeq lists its product as uncharacterized. NCBI's taxonomy places the organism in Eukaryota, Fungi, Basidiomycota, Agaricomycetes, Agaricales, Physalacriaceae. The record is from RefSeq and is a predicted model, not a curated record. The transcript is spliced from 4 exons. Bases 1 to 357 code for a protein of 118 amino acids.